AUGGAUUUCCACUCCCCGUAUUUGACUGCCCGUGUGUAUUCCAGCCAGCCCGUAUCUGGUUGCACUCGUGGAUUCCUUCUGCCAUCCACGCCCCUCGCAUCUGGUUGUCCGCGUGGACUUCUUUUGCCCCCACACGCAUCUGGUUGUCAGCGUGGACUCCUUCCGCGACCCCACCCUUACAUAUCUGGCUGCCUGCGUGGACUCCAUCCGCGACCCCCCCACUUACAUAUCUGGCUGCCUGCGUGGACUCCAUCCGCGACCCCCCACUUACAUAUCUGGCUGCCUGCGUGUUCUCCUUUCGCGACCCCCCCUUACAUAUCUGGCUGCCUGCGUGGUCUCCUUCCGCGACCCCCCUUACAUAUCUGGCUGCCUGCGUGGACUCGUCCCGCGACCCCCCCUUACAUAUCUGGCUGCCUGCGUGGACUCGUCCCGCGACCCUCCCUUACAUAUCUGGCUGCCUGGGUGGACUUCUUCCGCGACCCCCCCUUACAUAUCUGGCUGCCUGGGUGGACUCCUUCCGCGACCCCCCCUUACAUAUCUGGCUGCCUGCGUGGUCUCCUUCCGCGUGGUCCCCCCGAAAUACAUAUCUGGCUGCCUGCGUGGACUCCUUCCGCGACCCCCCCUACAUAUCUGGCUGCCUGCGUGGACUCCUUCUGCGCCCAUACUUGCUUGAGAUUUUUUUUUUUUUCUAAUGUCUCAUUCAUUCAUUCCCUAGAGUGGUGA
This is a messenger RNA of Acanthosepion pharaonis, 723 nucleotides long. Lineage: Eukaryota; Metazoa; Mollusca; Cephalopoda; Sepiida; Sepiidae. The record is from the annotation of a GenBank genome assembly.